This is a messenger RNA of Cyprinodon tularosa, 1681 nucleotides long. RefSeq lists its product as uncharacterized. The coding region runs from base 175 to 1344 and encodes 389 amino acids. The record is from RefSeq and is a predicted model, not a curated record. The transcript is spliced from 2 exons. Lineage: Eukaryota; Metazoa; Chordata; Actinopteri; Cyprinodontiformes; Cyprinodontidae.
AGAUCUCGCAAAAGUAUUGCGAGAUCUCGCAAACGUUUUGCGAGAUCUCGCAAAGUAAAACAGAUGUCCUGAUUCACACUCCUUGCUGGUUAGUGGCGGUAUUGCACCACAUAGUUGUUUGCCAACCGCCAUUAAAUAGAAGAAGAAGAAGAAGAAGUAAACAGACACAAAACAAUGGAGGCGCAAACAGAUCAUCCAUGGGAGAAGUUUAUUCAUUUCUAUUUUAGUAUUGGCCUGACAUAUAAAGACAUCAAAUCCGUACUUGGAUGUAGACAUGGAUUCGACAUUAGUGAGAGACAUUUGAAAAGAUUACUCAGGGCGAGGGGACUUUCUCGUCGUAAAGAAUACAGUGAUCUUGCGGUCCUGGUGGAAUUCAUCAGUAACGAGCUACAGUUCUCUGGUCAGCUUCAUGGGUACCGGUGGAUGUACGCAAAGUGCAGAGAGCAUGGACUACUCGUUAAGAAGGAGGAUGUGAGGUUGGUGCUGAAGGAGCUAGAUCCUAGAGGAGUUUCUUUAAGGCAAGCAAGACGCCUAAGACGACGGAGCUACUUUUCGAGAGGGCCUAACUUCAUUUGGCACAUGGACAGCUAUGACAAGCUGAAGCCAUAUGGCUUUUGUAUCAACGGAAGCAUUGACGGUUUUUCGAGAAAAAUCAUCUGGCUUAAUGUCUAUACCACGAGUAGUGACCCCAAGUUGAUUGGGGGUUAUUACGUUGAUGCAGUCCAACGUUUAGGGGGCUGCCCUAGGAUUGUGAGAGGCGAUUUAGGGACUGAAAACGGCCAUGUUAGAGGCUUUCAGCGGUUCCUCGUCCCGUUUCAUCCAGACGGCACUGUUGAUAGCUACCUGGAGGGAGCAAGCACCGCCAAUCAGAGGAUCGGGUGUUGGUGGGGUUUUCUGCGAAACCAGUGCGUGGAGUUCUGGAUAUCCUUGUUUGCAGACAUCAGAGACACUGGAUAUUUUGACGGCGGGUUUCUGGACAAGGCUAUCCUUCAGUUUUGUUGCAUGGGACUGAUCCAGGAUGAACUGGAGGACACUGUCCAAGUUUGGAAUGCACACACCAUCAGACCAUCGAAAAACAUCAGUGUCCCCAGUGGUAGACCGAAUGUGAUGUAUGCCUUGCCUCAACUCUAUGGGACCAGAGACUUUCUAUCCCUUGUUGAAGAUGAACAUAUUCAGUUGUGCAAAGACGAAUGUGUUUUUCGGCAGCUGAUACCAUGUGAUCCAGAUGUGUAUGGACUAUGCAACAUCUUAAUGUCGGAGUCACAUCUGACUCUACCAAGAGAUCCUUAUCAGGCUGUGAACCUGUACAGGCACCAAAGAGAGGCCAUCACUGCAGCUAUUUAAGUCAGGAAUAUUUAAAAUGCCCUGUAGGGGAACAAUUAUUCCCAAACCAUUUUAAUAGCUGAUUAUUCAUUUAAAUUAUUUUUUGUUAACAUUUCACAAAAUGUUUUCUAUGUCUUAGAUGUAAAUAACCAUCAGUAUCAGCCUGUGUGCAGUGACAAAUUAAUAGUGAAGAUACAGUAUCUGUGAAUAAAGCCACACAUUUUAAUGUUAGUGUAGCGGAAUUCUUUUUUAAUUUUUCUGUAUGUAAAACAUUUACAAACAUUUGAAACCCUGAGGUAAUGUAAACUUUGCCAAAUCUGACUAGUUUGUCAAUAAAAAAAAGUUAUACAAACAUUCA